Molecule: messenger RNA, 2037 nt
Organism: Mizuhopecten yessoensis (Yesso scallop)
Lineage: Eukaryota; Metazoa; Mollusca; Bivalvia; Pectinida; Pectinidae
Exons: 3
Coding region: 97-2037 (646 amino acids)
Source: RefSeq, a predicted model, not a curated record
GGUUAAUCCUGCUCAUACCUAGCUACAGGCGAUCUACUGUUUGUUAAAAGACAUUGGAAAGAACUCUUCAUCAAUAUGAAACUUUAAAAAACAGGUAUGAGGAAGAAAACGAAGCCAAAAAUAUAUGAAGGGUCACACUACGAUUCCACUAAAGAACCAGCUGACCAAUCAAAUACUGGUCAAGCUUUUCAGGCCAUAUCUGAUCAGGCUGAUCCCACUUCCGGUCAGUCAAUGUCUGGUCAGAACUCAGAAUGCCAUCCAUCUACUUUACAGUUGUCUACUCAGAUGAUCGUAGAUCAGCUGAUGACCGAACAGGAAAUGAUCAAUUCACCAAGCUUUGUUCAGUCCCCAGUAGAUCUGCCAUUAACUGAUCGGAUCAACCCAUCCAUAUCUGAUCAGUCAAACAGAAAAAGGAAGAUCUCGUCAGCAGCCGGUUCCGCAGAACAGGAAAGACAAAAUGGAAAAGAGGCCAGGACAGCAUCCUCCAUGCAUCCAAGUGGAUCCUCAUCAUCACAUAGUGAAGGAAAUGUACCAAUAUCCAGUAAUAACGAGCCAACACCACAAAGUAAAGGUACGAAUGGUGCACCGCAAACAAUCCCACCCACCAUUGCCAGUAAACGUGAACAUUUGAACUUAGCCAUAAGUUCGGAAGAACAAGAGCACGAUGUACGCAAGCAUGAUAUAGGCCUUCGAGGAGUGAUGAUUAAGGAUAAAGUGGAUAUGGUAGUGGCGCAUAAGCGGGAAAGGAGUGAGCGUCUGACAAACGAAAACAUUCAAAUAUUGAUGGGAAAACAAGAAAGCCUUGAUAAGGUUAACAAUGUUACUACCAACAAUGAUGCGCAGUACCUCCCUACCCUGAAACAAGUGUCCUAUAAACCAGAACCUAUCGGCAAACUGGAUGUUGUCCCGUUGUUUGGAAACUUAAAUGAUGGUACUUCCCCUCCGACUCAAGAUUGUUCCACAUACGGUAUUGGGAAGGGGUUUAAAUCCUUAGAUAUGCCCCGUCAAUCUGAAGGUCAACCAACGUAUGGAAUCGGUAAGGGGUCUAAAUCUUUAGAAAUGACCCAUCAAUCUGAACCAAAUAUAAGUGCUUCUCAAAAUCUACCGUCAGUAGCCAAUUCAGCUGAUAUACAAAGUGACAGUGAUUACCUUGGAUUGUAUCUACCUGACAAAGCACUUGAAAAACAUAUACUUGAUUUGUAUUUAGAGACUGAUGAACUUCCAACAUCUCCCAAAUCAAUGACUGAUGAACAAAUAUAUCCCCCAUCAAACAUUUCAGAUUCCUCUUUGACAGUUAGCAAUAACACCCUGAACGUGACACCAUCUGCUAUCGGCAGAAAUGAACAAGAACCAUCAAAUGUAUCUGUCAUUGCUGCAUUUCAGUUUCCAUUUAACAGCACUUGUUUUGAGAUGUGUCCACAUACAACACAGAAACAAUGCUGGAUGCUCUGUGACAACGACACAGUAAUUAGACUUGUUGAUAAAGAUGGAAGAGUAAUCAAACCAAUUGACAGAAAUUUCAGUCCUACUUGUAUCACAAUGAUAGGAACUAACACACUUUUAGUUGGUAAUCGUAACAAAUGGAUCAGCCAGAUCGUACUACCUGACAAUACUAUGUCUACAGCAUUCGUUACACCAUUAGUGCCGAUGGGUAUUUGUGUCACCCCUACAGGGGAACUUCUGGUGACCAUGUCAGAUACAGAUGUUCUAGCCAUCGAGCCUCAGCCAAGUUCUGUUAUAAAGUACACCACCACAGGACGGGAGAUAAAGAGGUCCCCGAUGUGUGACCAGUUUGGUGACAGACUGUUUGUGUGGCCAAUCAAGGUGAGUGUAAACCAUGGAGGUGACAGAGUGGCUGUUGUCAAUAUCACCGAUCAGAGUCAACAUCGCUCACAUCUUGUUAUGUUGGACGGCAAUCUUGACCUUGUUGCCCGAUACACAGACCAUAGACAGUCAAUACCUAGGGACACAAAAUCCAAUGUAGCAUCAGAGACGUUUUUCAUUUCUGAUGUUCAAUUUGACAAAUGUAACAAAUGA